Aspergillus campestris IBT 28561 is the source of this 412-nucleotide messenger RNA. RefSeq lists its product as uncharacterized. NCBI's taxonomy places the organism in Eukaryota, Fungi, Ascomycota, Eurotiomycetes, Eurotiales, Aspergillaceae. The transcript is spliced from 2 exons. Bases 17 to 412 code for a protein of 131 amino acids. The record is from RefSeq and is a predicted model, not a curated record.
AAGAAUAUCCCCAACAAUGAGCAACGCAAAGCGAAUCAUCCUCCGCGUCGCGGAAAACGAAAUGAACUACCAAGAUCCAUACGAAUUCGCCCGCUUCUACUUCACACAGUUCCCCUCCAACGCAUCAUCAGACCCAACUCGCCAUUUCAUUCACUAUCAACCACCGAGUGAUAUUCCCGGCGCCAAGGUCCAUAUUGUCAUCGAUCUCGAGAUACAGGGCUUUACGGGUACUCUUGAUCAGGAAUUUCCGCAUGAGGUUUAUGCGGUUCGUCGGGGUGCGGAUCAAUUGGAGUUGUAUGCUUAUCCAGAAGCUGUGAAGAGAAAUCUCCUUCAGAAGAUUCGGAAGUAUAGUGAUGGGUUUUAUCCAUGGGGGGAAAGCAGGAGUGAUUAUAGGAGGAAUCUGGACAAAUGA